AUGAGGAUAAGCUGGAUGAACAAGCGGCGCAAGACUCUGGAAGACCAUUGUCACUUUGACUUUUGUUUUUCCUGCCGAGGAGCGAGGGUUCGGGGCAGAAGGUCUGAGCUGCAUCCAGACUUGGGCAUCAAUGCGUUUGACCGUCCCGGUGCCGGCGGUAUCUGCUUUUGGGCCGCCGUGGUGACUGUGGCCCCGACGAACUUCAGCUCGUCGGCGAUGAAAGCCGUGUGCGAUGGCUUUGGCAUCGCCAGCACGAGAAUAAAGCUGAUUACAAAGGUCUUGUAUGCUUGGGAGAACAUUAGUCGGCUGAUUGGGCCAUGCACUUCUCACCAACUCUCUUCUCAUCAUCGAAUUCAAGGAUUCCAGAGAAAGCUUUCGUGCGCCAAAGUUGAGUGACACGGCUGGUUUCAUUGCGGACGCUGGAAUGAUUAUGGCGGCUAAACCUAUCGACUGGGUGGUGAGAUAAGCAGUGCUUCGAGUUCUGCAGCUUGUGCCUUUAUAUGUCUGCGCUAUGUGACGCUUGCAACUUCUGCCUGUCUGGACAGUGUUGUUUCCCUUCGGAGAUCUCGGGAUGUGAAGCGUCCAGUUUACUGACGGGCUCCACAGCAAGCGAGAGACUGAAAGACAAGAUGUAAUCUACGACUGCCAAGCUCCAAUGGAGGCUGUUAGCUCAGAGAUCAUCGUUCUCGCUUGACGGAGACUAUAGUCAACAACCACCUAAAUAUUCAGGUUGAAAGAGCACUUUGAAGAACAUGUUCACAUGUUCCAGAAUGUUCGUUCUGUCACUCCGCUAAACUUUGUCCUUCGUCGAGUGUAAGUGCAACUUUGGGAUGAUCCUGAGUCCAUCCCUGCCAUUUUAGUAGAAAUUUAGAGAUUAUUUGGAGGAAACAUUUGCCCUCAAUAGUAAGAGGAAGAAGUAUAAACAGAUCAGCGAAGUGGAUGAAAAAGCAACUCCCAGACAAUGAGAUCGCUCAUCGUACCUUGGAAGUUGGAACCCACCUGAAAAAGAACAACCUCUCCCAGAUCUUUUCUUUUGUUCCACUCAAGUGAAAGUAUUGACUUCCUUUGAAGGUUCUGCUUUGCCCUUGAGACAUGCCACACCGAACGGUAUGCAAGCUUUUGAGUUGCGGUUUUACAAUGUGAAUCAUGUUUCUACAACGAGCUAGUUGAUGUGGGGAAAGCUUUGUGAGUUGGACUUCCCAAAGUAUGAAGUCUGUCCUCCCAACUGCAGGUUGAAUCUUCCUGAAUUCAAAUUUUAGCAGACGACAUUGGAAUCCUACACGCCAGUGCUGAAAAUCACCCACAUUGCAAAGACUCCA
Marchantia polymorpha subsp. ruderalis is the source of this 1319-nucleotide messenger RNA. Lineage: Eukaryota; Viridiplantae; Streptophyta; Marchantiopsida; Marchantiales; Marchantiaceae. The record is from the annotation of a GenBank genome assembly.